GCGACCCAAACCGGUUUCAACCGCCACCACGUGGUCCUCCUCAAGGGCAUCUUCCACCUCACUUCACCCUCGCCCCGUCAUCUCUCCUUCCGCACUCCCACCGCUGCCGUUGACCUUACUGGCAUCUCUGUCAGCAGCCAACGACCUCUGGAAGAAAGGGACUUAUAGAUACGGGAGCAACAUCCGGCCAACGGGCCACGCCACACAGAGGGGUCACAACAAUCUGUUUCCUGUAUCCAAGACCAGACGGGGCAAGUGGUAGAGAAUGGACAGACUUAGAGCGGCAACAUGGAAUGUGCGGGGCCUCGGUGACAGCAACGGGAGACAGAAACGGAGAAGGCUCAAGACAUGGCUGCAUGAAUGGAAAGUGAAUUGCGUGUUGCUGCAGGAAACUAAGCUAAAUGAAGACAAAUUGAAGGAAUUUGAGACGUGGUGGGACGGCCCACAGGUGUGGGCUCCAGCUCAGGGGACUCAGGGAGAAGUGGGUAUCCUAUUGCACAGGGAUCUGCAAGCACAGAUUAUUGACGCAGAAGCGGACCUGUGGGGGAGAUGGGCGUGGUUGAAAGUGGGGAUGGCAGGGGAAGACUGGGUAAUCAUGACAGUGUACGCCUUGACGGCAGUAAGCGAGAGGGCUAGGUUCUUUGAGAGGCUAAUGUCCCAUGUACCGGUAACCGACAAUCUGUUGUUAGCCGGCGACUGGAACAUUUCGCUGGAUGAGGCACUGCGUCCGAAUUCACCCUCAGCAGAUCGUAGAGAUGUACGGGCGCUGUUGGGGUUCUGUGGGGAAUUGUCACUAUCCGAUCCGUUCCCAAUGCUCAAUCCGAAUGAUCCAGGGUACUCCUGGUUUUCGAACCUCCACAAAGAAAGACAGGUCAGUACAAGGAGGCACCUGGACCACUAUCUGCUCAGCGCACCGGUGGUGGAGAGAGUGGUCAUGGUCAAGCAAAUUUGCCACCCGCUGUCGGACCACAAACCUGUGGUGGCAGACAUGCGCCUGAGGCUCAGAAUUGAACGGGGAAAAGGUUUCUUCCGUCUGAACAGUCAAGUGCUCGCGGAGCCAGGCAUAAAGGACUGGGUGAAAAGGCACAUGGAGAGCUGGAAGGACGUAAGACAGUAUUUCGAAUCGAUCGCCCUUUGGAUGGAUGGGGGGUUGGCAAUCAUCUCUGGGGUCCUAGAUGCCUGCUCACGGAUUUUAGCAAGGGCAAGGAACAAGGAGGCAGCGGAGUGCCUUUGGGGGAUCGAGGAGGCAGAGAAAAAAAUGGAGAGGCAUCCUAUCUCAGAGAUGGUGUGGGCAACUGAGCGAAAAAGGAAGUUGGCUGAAUGGGAUAAUCUGCAGGAGGAGAAGCAGCGAAGGUGGGUGAAGAUUAUGAAGGAGAAAGGCGUAGGAACGAAUGACAAAAUGAGUAAGACGACUUUUCAGAAACUGCAACCAAGACGAGCGCAACAGCAAAUGAUUGAACUGCGGCGUCCGUUCGACGAAUCAGCCCCCACAGCCUGUUCAGCUGCCGGCAUGCUAAAGUACGCCAGUCUUUACUACGCUGACGUACUCACGACCAGGCGACAGAACGAGGAUGUGAACACAGACCUGUCCCUGCAGUCAGACAUGUGGACAGACACCACAGUGCAACUGUGCACAGCCACACAGCUGGACCUAGAUAGACCGAUUACCCUAGGAGAACUUUCUCAAACAGUGAAAGUGAUGGCAAGAGGAAAAUCGCCUGGGGUGGACGAUUUAACAGUAGAAUUUUAUUCGGCAAACUGGAAGGUUUUAGGUCCCUUGUUGGUGGAGUUGUACAAUGAGGUGUUAGUUGGAGGCAAGCUGGGGAAAAGGAUGACGCACGGGGUGAUCACGGUCCUUUUCAAGAAGGGAAACAAAUCGGACGUCAGUUUCUGGCGUCCGAUCUCCCUCCUGAACGUAGCAUACAAGAUCCUCGUGAAGUCCCUAGCACGCAGACUAUCCAGACACCUCCCGGGGUUGGUGGAGCAGGACCAAGGGGCAUUUGUACAGAGGAGAUCCAUUUUCAACAAUAUUGUGACCACCAUCGAAACGCUUGAGAUUGUUCAGACAGAAGAGCUCGAUAUGGCUGUCCUUUCGUUGGACCUGGAUAAAGCUUACGAUAAGGUUGGUUGGACAUUUGUCCUUACCACCCUCAAGCCGAUGGGCUUCGGUCCAGGCUUCUCCUCAUGGAUCAAGGCUAUGUAUCGGCUUCAGUCCAGGCUUCUGCUCACGGAUCAAGGCUAUGUAUACUUUCUCUGAGUCUUCCUCUGCAGUCAUGAGUCUUCCUCUGCAGUCAUGAUCAACGGGCACCUCUCAACCCCAUUUCAGAUC
Chara braunii is the source of this 2329-nucleotide messenger RNA. The record is from the annotation of a GenBank genome assembly. NCBI's taxonomy places the organism in Eukaryota, Viridiplantae, Streptophyta, Charophyceae, Charales, Characeae.